GCGCGGCUCCGGGUUUUCCGGCUCUCCCUUUGUCUUGGCGCCUGUUGAGCGGGGAACGGAGCGGCGGGCGAUCCCGAGCCCGAGCUGAGAGCACCGCGCCCGGGAACAGGGGGCUGCCUUGAGCCGGUGGGGGAGGGUUUGGGGAAGGUGGUGAGGAGGAGGAGGAGGGUCGAGGCAGCGAGAGUGGAGCCGGGGCCGAUUGCUGCUAUGGCGGCCUGGGAGCGGGAGCGCGGCUUCUCCAGCGAGGAGCUGCUGUCGUUGCGCUUCCCGCUGCACCGGGCCUGUAGGGACGGCGACAGCGGGGCUCUCCGCACCUUGUUGGCCGCCUCCUCCCCCACCGACAUCGGCGUCGAGGACAACUUCUACGGGUGGACCCCCCUCCACUGGGCCGCUCACUUCGGCAAGCUGGAGUGUGUAAUGCAGUUGGUGCAGGCAGGAGUUGGAGUCAACAUUGCAACAUCACGAUUUGCGCAGACUCCAGCCCAUAUUGCAGCUUUUGGAGGGCAUCCUCAAGGCUUGUUGUGGCUGAUCCAAGCAGGGGCAGAUUAUAACAUACAGGAUGUUGUGGGUGAAACCCCUGUCCAUAAAGCAGCACGAUCAGGAAGUUUGGAUUGUCUCAAUGUCCUUGUAUCUCAUGGGGCUAAAACAGAUUUAAGGAAUGCAAAUGGGUUGACAGCAGCUGAGCUUGCCCUGGCUCAGGGCUUCCAGGAAUGUUCCCAGUUCCUGUGCAGUGUGCAGAACCAUCAGCUAAAUGGUUUCUAUACUAAUGGCAUCGCCAGUGGUCUUUACCGCGAUAACCUGAUCACAGAUGGCCUAAAUGGCUACACAGGAACCAACCGGAAGAGAAGCCACGAGGAAUCUGAACGUUGUGGAAUCAAGAAGCCGAGAACAGAUGAUACGGAUCAGUCUAACCACAUGGAUAAAAUGUUGACCAUGCAACCUGUCACAAAUGGAUCCUUCCAUAGCUUGAACUACUCUUUGGCUAUUGGAGGAGCAGCGGAAUUGACUGCUGGGUUCAGUAACAUCGAUGGCCAGAUCCCUCGCAAUAAAAGUGGAUUUGAGGUCAAUGGAACCAUCCAAAACACGGGAAACACCCUGUCAGAGAUGUGUGGCUCACUGCACCAAAACGGGAGCCCAAGCAGCUGUGUGGCAGUCAAACCAACGCUGCCAUCUUGCCACACAAUUGGAAGCCUGGAAGAAGACCAUGAUUCACUCCAAUAUGGCCACUAUCACGGGUUUGGCGACACAGCCGAAAGCAUUCCUGAUAUCAACAGUUUCAUGGAACAUUCCAGUUCUGUUAGAGUUGAGCAGAGCUAUAACAAUGCUGUUUACAGCGCAGUCCACCUUUUCCAUGGCUCGUAAGUCUGGGGUACCGGUUCUUGGAUGGUGGGUUGUUGCUGGUGUCACCUCACUGGCAUCUGUAGUUGGUCACUGAUUUUGUUUCUCACUUGCUGAAAUAAGCAAAAUGCUUUAACAUUUUUGUUUAUAUUUUUGUAUUUAAAAUUAAAAUGGUCUUGUCUUGGUAAAUUGCACCUUUUAAUUUGGAUUCAUAUGUUGGGAUGGCCAGCAGAAAGGAAUAAAGGAGGUCAUUCAAUCCUUUGAGCUUGUUCAAAAAGAAUUGUUAACCUGGGCAAACAGUUAAUGUUUGUUAAAUGUGGCUUAAAUUGAUUCAAUAAAAACGGGGACAUUUAUAAAUAUCACUUAUUAUAAAGGGAUAAUUAAUGUCAUUUGAACAUUCUGGAUGGGAUCUGUCAUUGCAAAGCACCAGCUCCUGAGACUUUUUAACUUCUCCAAAAACUUGACUGCUUUUCUUGUCCAUGGAAAUGUGCCAACUUUGCUGGUUUGAGUGCACAUGACUGAAUUGUGCAUGUGAAUGUGCAACAGUUAAAUGUUUCAAAGCAACUUGGGAGAGACGGUCUUAACUUCCAUUUUACUCCAGACAUCACCAUUUUAAGUUUUGUGCAAGGUUACAGCUUAAAAAACAGUAGAAUCGUUUUUGAAAACUUAUUGAUAUGUAUUGAGGUUAGACGGUUACAUGUUUUUAAUGUGAUGAAAAGUGGAUUCAUUUUUUUAAAAAUUGUAAUUAAUCCUUUUUUUGAUAUUCUGCAUGACUUAGAACUUGAGUUAUUUGCAGUCAUUUACAUUUCAGUUAUUUUCAGCAGCUCUCUGCUUAACCUUUGCUGUUUCGGUUUAAUCAGCAAGAAAGUCAAUAUUUUGCUUUUUUAAAAAAUGGAAGCAAUUUUGUGCUACCAUGCCAUUAUAAAUUUCAUAAUUGUUACGUUUGCCUGUAAUAGGAAAGUGUUUAAUUCCAUCAGUUAUAUCCUCUAGCACAUACAUUAAAAGACAUUAUCCUUGUCAUCACUCUGCUUUAUUGCAUGAU
This is a messenger RNA of Hemiscyllium ocellatum (epaulette shark), 2380 nucleotides long. Its product is annotated as ankyrin repeat domain-containing protein 10-like. Gene Ontology annotation, molecular function: protein binding. Lineage: Eukaryota; Metazoa; Chordata; Chondrichthyes; Orectolobiformes; Hemiscylliidae. Bases 208 to 1362 code for a protein of 384 amino acids. The transcript is spliced from 5 exons. The record is from RefSeq and is a predicted model, not a curated record.